UCCUCAUGAACCGACACUCCUUACCAGUAGGUGGCGGUAACGCGUUUACCUAACGGCUUUUGCCAACCGACAACUAAAACUGAAGAAGAGCUGUGAUGCUAGCAGCGUUAGCUUAGCUUCUGCUUGGACUCAAUCUAGAGAGUUUGACCAUCUGCGGGAUGAAUAUGUGAAUGUUUGCAGUAAUGAUGUCUUCAGUCCAGCUAAAACGAGACGAGCAGUUAACCGCUGCUGAAGAAACAUCCACAGAGUUUAAAGGAAUGGCCGUGAAGGAGGAAGAGACGGAAGAUCAGCGCAGACUGCUGGGUUUCCCUCGGACUCCCCGGUUCACUUCACACCGAAAAGACGAUCUACAGGAUUAUGUUUGGAAAGAGGAGGUUUCUUCUGACCAGCAGCUCUGGAAACAGGAGAGGGAUUCCAGUUUGGACCAGGAGGAGCCAGAACCUCUGCAGAUGACAGAAGAGCAGCAAGAGCCAGAACAUCCCUGGACUAAAGAGGAAGUAUUGGAGAUCUGCAUAGGUGAGCAUGAAGACCAACUUGAACUGAAGCAGGAGGCUGAAGAUACAUUUAUGGUGACUUCAAAUGAUGAAGAAAAGAACCACAUUAAACCAGAACCAAUCAGGAACCAAGUCAUCUCUCAGGACUUCAGUGAAGCUGAGAACCAGGAUCAAGAAGGAAACUAUCAUAUAGACUCAGAAUCAAAACAAGAUAAAGCACAGAAACCAGAGAAGAGUUGUCUGAAAACCAUAAAGAAUGAUAUUCUUUAUAGUGUUGCCUUUGGGUAA
Molecule: messenger RNA, 782 nt
Organism: Xiphophorus hellerii (green swordtail)
Lineage: Eukaryota; Metazoa; Chordata; Actinopteri; Cyprinodontiformes; Poeciliidae
Product: involucrin-like
Exons: 3
Coding region: 171-782 (203 amino acids)
Source: RefSeq, a predicted model, not a curated record